Guyanagaster necrorhizus is the source of this 1382-nucleotide messenger RNA. RefSeq names its product Mo25-like protein. Lineage: Eukaryota; Fungi; Basidiomycota; Agaricomycetes; Agaricales; Physalacriaceae. Gene Ontology annotation, molecular function: protein serine/threonine kinase activator activity. Gene Ontology annotation, biological process: intracellular signal transduction. The transcript has 6 exons. The coding region runs from base 31 to 1020 and encodes 329 amino acids. The record is from RefSeq and is a predicted model, not a curated record.
CCUCCCUUCCUUCAUUCACUGGCGUCCGCCAUGAAUUUCUUCAAAACAAAGCCACGAACACCGCCAGAUCUUGUACGAGGCCUUCGCGAUACGAUCCCAAGGCUUGAAUCCGGUGCCCCAGGAGCUGAUACUCGGAGAAAGGCAAGCGAGGAUGUAUCGAAGAAUCUGCAGCAGAUAAAGGCUAUACUCUAUGGCGAUGGUGAUCCAUUGCCGGAGCUGGUUGCACAAUUAGCCCAAGAAACGUAUAAUACCGAUCUCCUGCAGCACCUUGUACAAAAUAUCGCUCGAUUCGAAUUCGAAGCCCGAAAAGACGUUGUCCAGAUAUUCAAUAAUCUCCUCCGACGUCAGAUCGGUUCGCGAUACCCUACUGUCGAGUAUCUAUCCGGGAAGCACGACAUUUUAUUUGCGACACUCGCUGGCUACGAGAAUGAGGACGUUGCGCUCAAUACGGGUAUGAUCUUAAAGGAGAUGUUGAGGCACGAAGCGUUGUGCAAGAUUCUCCUUUAUUCGGAUAAAUUCUACAAUUUUCCCCAUUAUAUUGAAACAACGACGUUCGGCAUUUCAUGUGACGCUUUUGCUAACCUCAAGGAGACGCUCACGCGACACAAGCCGAUGGUGGCUGAAUACCUCGACAAGAACUACGAUCGCUUCUUUUCUUCCUUCACAACCCUCAUCCUCUCCAAUAACUAUGUCACGAAACGGCAAUCUCUUAAGCUUUUGGGCGAGAUUCUCCUUGAUCGUGCAAACUUCAACGUUAUGACGCGGUAUAUUGCCAACGAAACCAACCUCAAGAUGAUGAUGAACCUACUCAGGGACAAGAGCAAGAACAUACAGUUCGAGGCGUUUCAUGUGUUCAAAGUGUUUGUAGCAAACCCUAAGAAGCCCCCCCAGAUUGAGUCAAUACUCCGGAGGAACAAGGAUAAGCUUCUGCAGUUCUUAAAGAACUUCCACAAUGACAAAGACGAUGAACAGUUCAGCGACGAGAAACAAUUCCUUAUUGUCCAGAUACAAGGUCUUUAGUGUUUAUCCUUCGCGAAACGAGUUACUCUGGUUUGUACCUCUCCCCACGCAUCUGCACGGAUCUUUCUUUCCGCGCACCUUUUCUGCAUCAAUUCAUAUUUUGGUACUGUCUAUAAUAAUACUCACUUAUUUGUUUGAUUCAUACUGUUUUCACGUCUUGCAUUCUUCCAUCCCUUUCUACAUACACAUCUAUCCCAGUACAGACAGACCAUACCCAUUCAGGCGAUAUUCUUCUUGCUGCUCAGUCGUUUCGUGGUAUGUAGUUAGACCAUCAUGCCCUUCUCGCGCAAGAUAUGUAUUACCAAUUCAAUGCUUUCUGUCAUAUGGCUCCCAUGGAACAUUUGUAAAUAUGUCGAUUUGAC